This is a messenger RNA of Telopea speciosissima, 738 nucleotides long. RefSeq lists its product as uncharacterized. The record is from RefSeq and is a predicted model, not a curated record. The coding region runs from base 1 to 654 and encodes 217 amino acids. Gene Ontology annotation, cellular component: plasma membrane. NCBI's taxonomy places the organism in Eukaryota, Viridiplantae, Streptophyta, Magnoliopsida, Proteales, Proteaceae. The transcript has 3 exons.
AUGGCAGCGAAGGAGGAACCGGUGUACUACUCACCCGUGCCACCGGAGCCCUCGGAGUCCCAAUCACCACCACUGCAAGGGCAACAGUUCAUCCUCCUCCCUCUCUAUCGCAGACGCCCAAGCAGGUUCCGCUCUCUCCGUUGCCAGCUCCUCUGCGGAAUCUCUCUAGUCCUACUAUGCGUUCCAAUCUUCUUCAUUUGGCCCUCCGAUCCCGACAUCAGCGUCGUUCGCCUCCGUCUCAACCAUGUCCACAUCCACAUUUCCUCCAUCGUCUCCCUCGACAUUUCCAUGCCUAUCACUGUCAAGGUCCGUAACCCUGAUUUCUUCUCACUCGACUACCGAUCCCUCGUCGUUUCCAUUGGGUAUCGUGGGAAGCAGCUUGGCUUUGUUACUUCUCAUGGUGGGCACCUGAGGGCCAGGGGUUCUUCCUACAUUGACGCCACGCUUCAGCUCCAAGGGAUUCAGGUUUACGAUGUCUUUUACUUGCUCGAAGAUUUGGCUCGGGGUUCUAUUCCCUUUGAGACUGUGACGGAAGUUCAAGGACAGCUUCGACUCUUCUUCUUUGAUUUUCCGCUGAAGACAAAAAUAUCAUGCCAAGUGAUAGUGGAUACAGAUAACCAGACAAUUGUCCAGCAAAAUUGCUAUCCUGAGUGAUUGCAAGAGAUGUCUAUAGAGCCUCAAAAUUAACUGAGAAUGAGUUGGGCAAGUGGUGGCCAAUCUAACUGUUAGAUGAUGAUG